AUGUCCGUAUACUCUGAGGAUGAGGGUUUUCUAAUGCACUUCUUCCAGGAUAGUCUUGCUGGGGCUUCCUUGGAGUGGUAUGUUCAACUCGAGCGCACUCAUAUUCAUUCUUGGAGAGAUCUUAUGGAGGCUUUCAUUAAGCACUAUCAAUACAAUGUUGAUAUGGCGCCCAACAGGACUCAGUUGCAGAGUUUGGUUCAAGGGUCUAAAGAAUCUUUCAAAGAAUACGCUCAGAAAUGGCGUGAAUUAGCGACAAGAGUUCAACCACCGAUGACUGAACGUGAGAUGAUCGACAUGUUCACCAGUACUUUGUCCGGACACUACUACUUGGCUUGCAGUGCUUCAGCCAACUUUUCUGAAAUGGUGAGAUAUGGCGAACGUGUCGAGAUGGGUCUAAAUAUGGGGAAAAUUCAGUUGGGAGCUUCUUCUAAUUCUGCUGGUGGUAAGAAACAAGCUGAGGGUUAUGCCAGAAGGAAGGAAGGAAAUGCAGAUGCCAUAUAUGGAAGAAGGGGUUCAGGGAGAAACAAUUCGCAAGUCCACGCUGUCAUGAUUCCAGUGCCGCAACAACAACAGCAAGGACAGCGUUCCAACAAUGAUCGUUAUCCUCCCAGGACAAGGCCUCAUAGAAAGAUUGAUCCAAUUCCCAUGACCUAUGCUCAGGUGUUGCAACAUUUGCUCAAGAUUGAGAAGAUUACUUUGAGAGAUGCUCCGAAUGCUCCGGACACACAAUCUCCGAAUUACAAUGCAAACGCAAGAUGUGCUUUCCACUCCGGUGCAGCUGGACAUGAUACAGAAAGGUGUAUUGCGUUGAAAAACAAAGUACAAGACUUGUUGGAUCAAAAGAUAAUCCAGUUCACUCCUACACCCAAUAUUGUCAAUAAUCCGAUGCCUACUCACGGAGGUUCGGGUGUGAAUGUCAUUGAGAGUGAAGAGAUAAGUUUUAUAUCUGAUGUGGGCUGUUUGACCUUUCCUCUUGUGUCUGUGAAGCAACAUCUGGUUAAUUGCGGUAUCUUCCCGGGCUGUGGUGUGGAUUGUGAGAAUUGCAAGAGUCAACCCGAAGGUUGUGCUGAUUUGAGAAGUAUGGUACAAAAGCUGAUUAAUGAGGGUCCUCUUCAAUUCUAUCGAAGGUUGAGAGGUGCGAAGAGUAAGGCUAGCGAAGUGUCUGUGAUCUCAAUUGCUCCAAUAUGUAUCCAAGUUCCUAUUCAGAUACCUGUCAGUAUCCCGUAUGAGGAACAACCAGCGGCGUUGAUGAUUACCGUGCCAGGGCCUAUUCCAUAUGAGAGUGAGAAGGCCGUCCCUUGGCAUUAUGGUUCAGACGUAUAUUACUGUGGCACGAAGGAGAAGGGGGAGCCAUUGAAAGAGAAGUUUGUGGAAGCCGCAGUUGCAAACACUGAUAAUUUUGCCGGUACUGGUAGAAUCACUCGCAGUGGUAGGGUGUUCUCCCCUCAGCUUGUUCAAAGUAAUGCGGAUGCUUUGGCUAAGGCCAAAGGCAAACAAGUAGUGACUGAUGUCCAGAAUCCUCCGACUCAGAAUGGGGCAUCUGAUAAUGCUGUAUCUUCCAAGGAUGUGGAAGAAUUGUUAAGAAUCAUCAGGAAGUCUGAUUACAAAUUAGAGGCGGUGGCCAACAAUAUUUCCGCUGGGAAUGGCUUGGGGUUCACUGAUCAUGAUCUUCCUCCAAAAGGGAGAAACCAUAACAAGGCCUUGCAUAUUUCGAUGGAAUGUAAGGGGACGACUUUGUCCCGUGUUCUGGUUGAUACUGGCUCUUCUCUGAACGUGCUCCCCAAAUCGGCUCUAAUGAGAAUUGACUAUGUUGGGGUUGAAUUAAGGCCUAGUGAUUUGGUGGUGCGCGCUUUUGAUGGAUCAAGAAGGUCUGUGUUCGGAGAGGUAGAUUUACCAAUACAGAUCAAAGGUGAAAUACAUGAGACGCCGUUCCAAGCGCUUGAAGCUGUAAAUGCCGUGAGAACUCCUCCUUAUGAGAUAACGAAGCCAGAAACUGUUAUGUCCUCCUUGAAAGAUGCUCAAGUUGCCGUUGAGACUGGAAAGAUAGAAGGCUGGGGGCAAGUGAUCGAUGUGCGUCCCAAAUUUGACAAGAAUGGUCUUGGUUUCAAUCCCGGAAAGCAGAAUGCAUUGCCAGUGCUUAAUAUCCAUCGCCCGAUCAAGUUUGUGAGUGGGGGUGUCAUUCAAGAUGGCCAGGUCAAUGCCAUUGUCAAUGAUGAAGAAGUGGAUAAUGAUUGUGAUUUUGAUAGCUGGAUUCGUCCAAGUGUUCCUGGAGAGAUGCCUCGCAAUUGGACAAUCGAAGAUGUCAUUCAAGUUACACAAGCUCAAGAGUAA
Molecule: messenger RNA, 2331 nt
Organism: Vicia villosa (hairy vetch)
Lineage: Eukaryota; Viridiplantae; Streptophyta; Magnoliopsida; Fabales; Fabaceae
Exons: 3
Coding region: 1-2331 (776 amino acids)
Biological process (GO): proteolysis
Molecular function (GO): aspartic-type endopeptidase activity
Source: RefSeq, a predicted model, not a curated record